CGCGAGAAAGAAGGAGAAAGAGCUCAAGAAGGAGACGAAGAAGAAGUGAAAGAAGAAGAAGAAGGAGACAGAGACGAGACGAGACGCGUUAAACAAUGGCGGCGCGCGACGCAAGCGUUGGCGUUUCGUCGGAUGAGGCAAAGAAUGUUGACGAUGGGAGAAAAGCUGUGUGUUUGCUCGUGCUCGGCAUGGCCGGAUCCGGAAAGACGACCUUCGUUCAGAGGCUGGCGGCUCACCUUCACACCCUCCAAAGUCCCCCGUACCUGAUCAACCUGGAUCCGGCCGUUCACGAUGUUCCCUUCCCGGCCAACAUAGACAUUCGAGACACGGUCAACUACAAAGAGGUGAUGAAGCAGUACGGCCUGGGACCCAACGGAGCCAUUGUCACGUCGCUCAACCUCUUUGCCACGCGCUUUGAUCAGGUGAUGCGUUUCAUUGAGAAGAAGCAGCACAGUCACAGGUACGUGCUCAUCGAUACGCCGGGCCAGAUCGAAGUGUUCACGUGGUCGGCGUCGGGCAGCAUCAUCACGGAAGCGCUGGCCUCGUCCUUCCCCUGCGUGGUGCUCUACGUGCUGGACACGUCCCGCAGCGUCAGUCCCGUCACUUUCAUGUCCAACAUGUUGUACGCCUGCAGCAUUCUCUACAAGACCAAACUGCCCUUUGUUGUGGUCAUGAACAAAACAGACAUCAUCGAGGAAAGCUUCGCCGUGGAGUGGAUGAAGGACUUUGAGGCUUUCCAGGACGCCCUCAACCAGGAAAGCUCGUACGUCAGCAACCUGACGCGCUCCAUGAGUCUGGUCCUGGACGAAUUCUAUGCCAACCUCAGGGUAGCGGGCGUGUCGUCAGUGACGGGCAGCGGAUUGGAGGAGCUGCUGGUCCAGGUGCGGGAAGCCGCCGACGAGUACGAAAGGGAUUAUCGACCGGAAUACGAGAGACUCCACCAGCAGCUGACGGAUGCCCAAAGCGGAAAGCGGCGGGAACAGCUGGAGCGACUGGCCAGGGAUCUCGGCGCCGUCCGCAUGCCGUCGGCGUCUGUUGCAGAAAAAGUCCACGUGGGCGGGCCCAGCGACCUCAUCAUGACUCGUGGCAUCUGUGACUCGGAAGAUGACACGGCGGCAGCGGCGGACAGCGACACGGAUGACGUGGACCACAGUAAAGUGGAGGAGAGCAAAGAGAAGGACUCCUUUGGAAUUUUCCUGCGGGAGAGGAGGGAGGUGGUGGAGGUGCGAAAUCGCAAGUGCGGCUUACCAGAAGGUCCUUGACGGACGCCGACUCGAGCCAAAGACGGUCGAGCCGAGAUUUCUGCUGACGGCGCCAUCUGCAAUGAGUGUAAAAAAGGCCAAAUAUGAACCAAGUUAAAGGCUUGUAUUUUAAUUUAAAAUUCAAUUAUUUAGGGGAAGCCUGUCUUUCUUGGAACACGCUUAUUGGGGCAUAAUCCCUGCUUUGAAUUAGUUUUUUUUUUUCUCUCUUAACCUUAAUGCGUUUGUAAUGUAAGCUGUGGAUUGAGUCCCUAUCCCCACUGGACUAACCCUAACCCACUAACCCUGUUCUCUGGUUUUCCAAAUAUAAACUUUGAAUGAAAUCUCCAUGUGUGUGUUUUGUCCAAAAUAAAAGUGGCACGUGCUGGAGGCUUUUUGGCACUGAUACCCAAA
Molecule: messenger RNA, 1652 nt
Organism: Syngnathus acus (greater pipefish)
Lineage: Eukaryota; Metazoa; Chordata; Actinopteri; Syngnathiformes; Syngnathidae
Product: GPN-loop GTPase 1-like
Exons: 13
Coding region: 96-1262 (388 amino acids)
Molecular function (GO): ATP hydrolysis activity; GTPase activity
Source: RefSeq, a predicted model, not a curated record